Molecule: messenger RNA, 1077 nt
Organism: Lycium ferocissimum
Lineage: Eukaryota; Viridiplantae; Streptophyta; Magnoliopsida; Solanales; Solanaceae
Product: protein RER1B-like
Exons: 4
Coding region: 147-731 (194 amino acids)
Biological process (GO): retrograde vesicle-mediated transport, Golgi to endoplasmic reticulum; protein retention in ER lumen
Cellular component (GO): Golgi membrane
Source: RefSeq, a predicted model, not a curated record
AAUCGAAAAACAGAUUAAAAAAAAAUUAUUUGCUCGUCGGCAGGUCCAUUUCAGUGUUAUUAAGGACCACAGAUCCAAUCGUAUUUUCUCAUCUGCCCUCUCUUCACUUCUCUUUAGUAAGCCAAGGAUUGUGAAGUUGAGUUUCUAUGGAGGGUGUUGGAGGUGAUGGUGCCUCAGCGGCUGCAGCUUUGAACCAGCGGAGGCUUGAACUUUCAAAACUUUUCCAAUACUAUUUAGAUAAAACUACUCCACAUGCUACAUAUAGGUGGAUUGGAACUUUUGUCUUAGCGUUGCUUUAUGCUCUGCGGGUUUAUUAUGUUCAGGGAUUCUAUGUUGUUACCUAUGGUUUGGGCAUCUAUAUACUCAAUUUGCUGAUCGGUUUUCUGUCACCUCUUGUUGACCCUGAGCUUGAACCGUCAGAUGGUCCCAUGUUGCCAACUAAAGGUUCAGAUGAAUUCAAGCCUUUCAUACGUCGCCUCCCGGAGUUCAAGUUCUGGUAUGCCAUAACAAAGGCUUUCUGUGUGGCAUUUGUCAUGACUUUCUUCUCCCUUUUUGAUGUUCCUGUAUUCUGGCCUAUAUUGUUGUGCUACUGGAUUGUUCUUUUCGUCCUUACCAUGAGACGACAAAUUACGCACAUGAUUAAAUACAGAUACGUCCCUUUCAACCUUGGCAAGCAGAAAUAUUCCGGGAAAAGGCCAUCAACAAGUGGCAGCAGCCCAAGGGCCGACUGAACUUUUGCCUGUUCUGGACCAAAUGGAGGGGAGAGCAGGAGAAAGUGAAGAAGGAAGAAAAAGAAAACAAGAUGGAUUGUUGCAUAUUUUAGUUAAUGUGAUUUGUACUUCCAUUAAACUUUGACCCGAAGAUGGAGAAACAAAUGUAGUAGUUGUUAGCGUUCUUUUAUUAUUUGCUUUUCCAGUUUCCUGGUCAUCUCUGGUAAUAUUAAUCUAAUUUUGGGACAUAGAAAACGAGAGUUAUUUCCUUGUUUGGAAUAGAAGCGCCGCAUACGGAGAAUGAUCUUUUGUAGUCACUGGCAGUGGAAUCGCAUUGGCAUAAGAAAUUUACAUCCCUUAUUAGUAA